Messenger RNA from Corticium candelabrum, 1683 nucleotides. RefSeq lists its product as uncharacterized. The transcript has a single exon. Lineage: Eukaryota; Metazoa; Porifera; Homoscleromorpha; Homosclerophorida; Plakinidae. Bases 95 to 904 code for a protein of 269 amino acids. The record is from RefSeq and is a predicted model, not a curated record.
UAAAAAGUGCUUUACAACUUUGAUCGGUACCAGAGAUUUAACAGCUAGACAAUGGGAGCAAGCAACACUCCCCAUACGUCUUGGUGGGUUCGGAAUGACACUGUUGCAAACUGUCUCCCAUUUUGCCUUUUUAUCCAGCUGGGGUCAUUCCCUGCAGGAGUUACCGAACCGGUUCUCUUCCCUGGCAGAUCAUGUCAGGACUCUUUUAUCAAAUUGCAAGGAGAAGAGAAGCAUUGGUUAUCAAUUGGAUCAACUAUUGGAUGAUGACAAGGAUCUGUCAGAGGUGGUAUCUAACACAAAGAAACUCCACAGAUUGACAGAUACUAACAACCAGAUUACAGUUAAUGCUUUGAUUGACAGUUCAUCUCAAAAAGACGCUGCACGUCUGCUGUCUCUGCAGGGAAAGGGAGCUGGGGCUUGGCUCAGUGCUGUACCUUCCUCAAAGAAGUUUGCGCUAUCACGCAAUAAUUUUAUUUCAGCAGCUUCAAUGAGGUUAGGGAUUCCUGUCUCCUUUCCUGAGUGGGUCAACAAGUGCGAUUGUGGUCGAACUUUAGAUAUAAAGGGCUCUGACGCAGAUAGAAUCCACCUCCUAACAUGCAAGAACGGUGGUGGCCCUGUGUGGACCCACGAUUCGAUGAUGUCAGUAUGGUCCGAGUGCCUGAGUUCAGUUCAUCUGCCCCACAAGUGUGAGCCUAGGGACCGCUACACACAUUCAAACAAUCGGCCUGACAUCCUAGUUUAUGACUUGGAGACAGGAUCUAACGUUGAGUUAGACGUGGCACUAGCUCACCCAUGGGCAUCAGACAUCUUACCUCGUGCAGCUACAACUGGGGGAAGCGCGGCAAUGAGAAGGGAGCAAAUCAAGGAAAACAAGUACGCCCAGGAACGACUACCUGGUGGAUAAUCGCCAACUGUCGUGCCUCUUGUAUUCGAACAUUUUGGCCGUUGGGGGAGAAAGCGUCUGAGUACUCGAGGGUCCUCUCUGCUUUGUGGAGGGAUGACAAUGGACGAUCUAACAUUGCUGAGUUCAAGACACACUGGAGACGACGAUUUUCGAUCAAGCUGCAGCAAUGCAAUGCAAAUGUGAUCUCUAGGAAGAUGGCAGUAAUUUCACCUGGACAAAAAUCUGCAGUGUCCUUGACGAAUAUCAAUUUGUUUUAAACUAAGUGGUUAAAUGUAUUCUGCUCCCCCUAUGGGGUCAUCUGUUGUAGCCUUAAGUGUUUGUUGUUGAUUUAGAGGAACUUUACUUAGAGACUAGCUUUUAAGCUCUUGAUGGAAAUUUCUUUGGAUUUGAAAAAUAUAUGUAUUUGACAGACAGACAGACAGAGAUACAGACAUCCUCCGCAAGCUGACACGUGUCUUCCCUGGUGAAGUAGAUGAGGACAUACACAAUAGAGACUAUCAAAGUAGUUUGCAUUAAACUAAAGCUGAACUCAGAUUGAUUGUAUUUAUUGCUAGAAAUGUAACGUAGAGUUUGUGUUUCAAUAAAUGAAAUUGACAGAGAGAUAGAUAGCUAUUCAGACAGACAGACAGACAGACAGAUAGACAGACGGCCGGAAGGAGACAGCUGUGCACAUGAGGUUCCUGGACUUCUACUGGGAAGAGCUAAUUCAGCUAAGUAGACCAGAAUUACUACCGCAUCCAGGAUCUACUAAAGUUGACCAGAAAUGAAGGUAGCUCUAA